AUGUCAUUAUGGGACUUCAUCGUUGUUGGCGGUGGCCUCGCCGGUUCCGUCAUAUCAAACCGCCUCCUCCACAAGGAUCCGACCUUGAAGAUUCUACUGGUUGAAGCCGGACCCAAUGUCAACGGUCUUGAGUCAAUCGCGUACCCAAACACCAGUACCGGUGCCGGGAGCGACAUUGACUGGGCUUAUACGUCAAUUCCGCAAGCCAACGUGGACAACAGAUCGAUCGCGGCGCCCGCUGGCAAGGCCCUUGGGGGCGGGACGGCCAUCAAUGGAGCUGCCUGGGUCCGCGGGCACACCGUUGACUACGACCUCUGGGCCGAAGAAGGCCAACUUCCCUACAUGAAGCUGACGGAGAAGUUCUUCGACGCCAGCAUCAGCCCUUCCCAGCACGGUGAGAACGGUUCCAUGAUCAUCCAGGGCUCUCUUGAGGCUCUCGGUAUCACAGCCCUGCCCCAACUUGACGCGAACGCCGGAAACCCCAUCGGCUACGGAGACCUCCAGGAGAACCGCAAUCAAGGACGCAGACAGCUCGCCUCGGAGGCUUUCCCUCUGGACGGUGUUACCGUCAUCACCAACACUAUGGUCGAGGAUAUCCUCGUGUCCAAGAGUCCCAACAGCACCACAGUCACUGCUAAGGGUAUCCGCUUGCAAAACGGAACAGAGUACCACAGCCGUAGAACGAUCCUCUCCGCCGGCGCCUACCGAACUCCCCAACUUCUCAUGCUCUCUGGCAUCGGUCCCGCCGAUGUCCUAACGGAGCAUGGCAUCGAGGUGAAGCUCGACCAGCCCGAGGUCGGCCAGAACAUGCACGACCAUAUCCUCAUGCCUACGGCGUGGAAGGUCAAGAACCCCUCCGAGGGCUGGGCCUUCGAGUCGGACAACCCGCUAUUCAAAGAACCCCAAUAUGGCCUCGGCAACAAGAUCGACUUCCUAGCCACCGUCACCCUGCCCAAGGAUGGCCUCGCGGCAGCCAUCGCCGAAGACGAAGGCGUAGCACCGGGCCCGGAGCACCCGCUCCUCCGCCAGGACCGCGCACACGUUUCACACACGUUGCAGUACAACGGCGCCUCAACGGACGGCUCGGCCGUUCUGAUGCUUUCCAUCGUCCUGAUCGACACUUCGCGGGGCUCGGUGGGCAUCUCGUCGGCCAACGUCAGCGAUCCGCCCGUCAUCGACCCAAAUUACCUCAGCACGGCAGUGGACAGAUACGCCGUGCAGGAGGCUCUCAAGUUCGAUACUAGGCUUCUGGGAAGCGAUAUGACGCCCGUAGGCCGCGAGAUUCUUGACGGUGAGCUCACGGCUGACACGCCUCUGACGGUUGAUUCCCCAGAUGAGGCUUUUGCUGCGCGCGCCCGUCAGGUUGCAGGAUCAUGCUUUCAUCCUAGCGGAACGGCCGCCAUGGGUAAGGUUGUCAACACCGAUCUCAGCGUCAAGGGCGUUGACGGUCUUUUCGUCGCUGACUCUUCCGUCUUUCCGGUCUCCAUCUCAGCGAACUUACAGGUGGCCAUGUACGCCAUGGCGCUCCAGGCUGUGGACAUUAUUGGGGAGCAGGGAGGCAAGUGUCGUCAGGUUAGGAACACUUUGCGAUGA
Messenger RNA from Colletotrichum godetiae, 1593 nucleotides. RefSeq names its product GMC oxidoreductase. Bases 1 to 1593 code for a protein of 530 amino acids. NCBI's taxonomy places the organism in Eukaryota, Fungi, Ascomycota, Sordariomycetes, Glomerellales, Glomerellaceae. The transcript is spliced from 5 exons. Gene Ontology annotation, molecular function: oxidoreductase activity, acting on CH-OH group of donors; flavin adenine dinucleotide binding. The record is from RefSeq and is a predicted model, not a curated record.